Symbiodinium natans is the source of this 330-nucleotide messenger RNA. NCBI's taxonomy places the organism in Eukaryota, Dinophyceae, Suessiales, Symbiodiniaceae. The record is from the annotation of a GenBank genome assembly.
AUGUACACCCCAUGUGCGGGCACGGACAUUUUUAGAACCUGGUGCAUAGUCAACUUUGCCAUUGAGUUCGGGCUGUCCUGUGGUAAAGAGAAGCCACCAUGCGCUAUGAUUUGUGCCAAGCACGUUGAGCAUUUAGGGCCGCCAGAUGCCGACGGGACAGCAAAUCCGUUACCGGGCGACUUGUUGUCAUUGUUUCAAGCACGAACACUGUGCUGGCGCCAUUGCUGGCAGUGGUGUAAGGGAGUCGCAAUUACCUUUGACUUCUUGCUGGCAGUUGUUCUGUUCGUAAGCCGAAGCAGCAGCCUAUCCUUUCCGACAGGCUUUGCAUAA